AUGAGUUCGACCGAAUGGGAAAGGCCUUCAACGACUAGCAUGUGGUCGUUGCUUGCUGUGUGGUGCUGUGUGACCUGGCCGUCUCUGUCAGCUGCCGUCGAUGGUGUCUUGUGGUCGGCCGGGGCAGAUGUGCUCAUGGUGUCGGAGUUCGACAAACCGAGCUUGCCACAACAUGCUGUGGGUGCUGCAGUCCCCGGGGCGGUGGUGCAGGCGGCCCCAACCAGCGCUCAGCAUGGCCUUAUGGCAGGCUUGUCACAGCAGGACAACUUCAACAAACCUGGGACGAACCAAAGCGUGCACACCGUCUCAACGUCUUAUCCGCAACAGCUUGUCGACCCGCGCAUUGCCAUCGAGACACGACGCACUAAGAUGAUUUGUGCUCAGAUUCUUGGCGGACUGGUCGUGAGUGCCAUGGUGCCUGUCUUGGUCUACCAGGGCUGGUGGGCAUUCGUCUCGCUGUCGACCCUCCUCCUGUCGCUGACAGUGGUUCAAGUGGCUAUGAAAGCUGCGCUGCAUGAUGGCCUGCCAUAUCCAUACUCUUUGACGGCCCUCCACAUGUUACUGACUGUCCUGACUGCCUUUGCUGCCGGCCCUCCACGUCCGGGCGAAUUGCGAAUGGCACUGCAGACACUUCCACCUUCGGUAGCUGGUGGUGGCGCUGUGCUGCUCCACAAUGUGGCGCUGACACAGGCCAGUGUGAGCUUUGUAACCAUGCUGGGCUCCUGCACACCUGUGGUCACCUACUGCUGCUGGGAGGCAUGUUACGACUUGUGCUUUCUUCCGUGA
Molecule: messenger RNA, 786 nt
Organism: Symbiodinium sp. CCMP2592
Lineage: Eukaryota; Dinophyceae; Suessiales; Symbiodiniaceae
Source: the annotation of a GenBank genome assembly